This is a messenger RNA of Acipenser ruthenus (sterlet), 946 nucleotides long. RefSeq names its product peptide chain release factor 1, mitochondrial-like. Gene Ontology annotation, biological process: translational termination. The coding region runs from base 451 to 726 and encodes 91 amino acids. Gene Ontology annotation, molecular function: translation release factor activity. The record is from RefSeq and is a predicted model, not a curated record. The transcript has 4 exons. Lineage: Eukaryota; Metazoa; Chordata; Actinopteri; Acipenseriformes; Acipenseridae.
AUAAACAGGCCAAGAUGAAGAACUGCAUCUGUUUCAUCGGAAGUCAACUCAGCAAACAGCGCUUUCUUCUGGCAAUGGCAGGUGCUGCACACGGGUCCAGACAGCGCGCACUAACGCAUCGUUAUUAUCAGCACUGGAACUGGCUCCACGUGGACCUGCUGGUUUAUACACACAACAGCUGACAAGAAGACACUACCAUCAUUUCUCCAAGGAACUGUUACAACAAGAAUCUGUUCAAAGAUAUUUAGAGAAGAUGAUUGAAGAAUACCGACAGGUUACCCAGAGACUGAAUAACAGGGCACACACUGAAAGUGAACGCAGGACCAAGAGCAGAAGGCAGAUCGAACUGUCACCCAUGGCAACAGUAUUUCAGCAACCUCAGCGUGCGGUGAAAGACUGAAGGAUGUGCAGGCUAUUAUUGAAAGUGCAGAGGCAGGAGAAGACACACAGAUGUUGGAGCUUGCUAAAGAAGAACAGAAGGGCAUCAGAAAACUCAUUGAAGCACUGCAAAUAAAACUGCUUCAGAGUCUGGUGCCUAGUGACAAGCAUGAUGCUAGCGAUGUUAUUGUGGAGGUGGCUGCUGGGAGAACAACAGGAGAUGUUAUUAUAGAGCCCAAGGAUUUGAGGAUUGAUACAGUCAGAUCGAAGGGAGCUGGUGGACAAAGUGCUAACACAACAGACAGCGCUGUUCGACUGGUUCAUAUUCCCACAGGCAAGUUCUCUUGAAAGUGCAUUUUCUCUACUAGACAGAAUUGAUAUGUCACAUUUUAGUAAAGGAGCACCCACUCCUAAGUUGUACCUAAGUUGUGCUUAAACUGAAUCAUCAGUGGGUAUACUCUACCAGAGUAAUAAAACCUACACAGUGCAGGUCUAUAGCAGAUAUAUAUAUUAUGUGAGCUUGGAGCUCUGUUUUGGGGUGGUAACCCGACGAAAGACCAGACAAGAG